AUGGAUCAGAAUCAAACGCGGGCAUCUGGGUUUAUCGAUACGUUGUGGGAGGAAGACGACUACUUGGAAGACAUCAUAGACCAUCUUGCUUAUAUGGAGGAUGUGACUUUGCCAAGCAUUCUCAUGAUCGAAAAGCAAGAACAAAUCACGUGGGACCUACGGUCAAAUCUCAUCGACUUUGUCACCCGAUCACAUCAGCACUUUCGUCUUCCCUCGCACGUGCUAUUUUUAUCUAUCAAUCUCAUUGACCGAUACUGCUCAAGGAAGCAGGUCUUUGAAGAACACUACUGGUUGCUUGGGAGUGUCGCACUCUUUGUUGCCUCCAAAUAUGGUGAUAAGACUGACCGAGGUAGAAAUCUCAUACCUCUCGCAAAUGGAAGUCUCAAUCUUGUACACUCUAGACUGGGUGAUGGGCCACCCGACAACGGACCAUUACCUGGACUUUUGCUCGUAGGAGAACCUAGGGGCGGCGAGCUAGCUAGUAUGGCAGCAUACCUGUCGGAGAUCUCGCUUUAUCAUCCAGAGUUUGCCGGGAUCAAGCCUUCUGUUAUUGCUACAUCAUGCUGCAUGCUUGCCAAAAGUAUUCUUUUCGGAACUGUGUCGAUAGGAACAAACACAGAAAUCGUGGUCAUGGAAACUUUGAAUUCCCUUUGGAAACGCCUUCGUCAGCCUCCACCAGCUAUUUCAGACAAAUACUCAACCCAGAGCCAACACUACGUAGCGCAAACUGUGUUUUAUCGGCUGGCCGGUUAG
Fusarium poae is the source of this 753-nucleotide messenger RNA. RefSeq lists its product as uncharacterized. The record is from RefSeq and is a predicted model, not a curated record. NCBI's taxonomy places the organism in Eukaryota, Fungi, Ascomycota, Sordariomycetes, Hypocreales, Nectriaceae. Gene Ontology annotation, biological process: regulation of cyclin-dependent protein serine/threonine kinase activity; mitotic cell cycle phase transition. Gene Ontology annotation, molecular function: cyclin-dependent protein serine/threonine kinase regulator activity. Gene Ontology annotation, cellular component: cyclin-dependent protein kinase holoenzyme complex; centrosome; cytoplasm. The transcript has 3 exons. Bases 1 to 753 code for a protein of 250 amino acids.